Molecule: messenger RNA, 420 nt
Organism: Baudoinia panamericana UAMH 10762
Lineage: Eukaryota; Fungi; Ascomycota; Dothideomycetes; Mycosphaerellales; Teratosphaeriaceae
Exons: 2
Coding region: 1-420 (139 amino acids)
Source: RefSeq, a predicted model, not a curated record
AUGUCGCUCUGGUCUGACCGACGAGGCAUGUUCCAGAAGGGCAAGGAGGUCCACGAGCCAAGCGUGCCGAGCGAGCGUAGAAACUCAGGCGGCGGCAUCGCAGACGCAGUCAGGAGAGCUUCUGUCAGCUCCGCCAACACUUUGGAGAAGACCGUGACGGGUACUACGAGCAACAGUAGCUCGGACCCUUCAUCACCAACCAGUCAACGGAGAAGGUCCUCCAAUACCGCCCUCUUCGGCAAUCUCACGACCCACAAGCGUGGAAGUGAGGAUUACAGCGAACGUCGUGCCAGCCACAGCGAUCAGAACGCUAGCGGUUUCGUCAGUGGCUGGUACAAUUCGACGUUCAGAGGCCACGUUUCUGGCAAUAAACCCACCGAGGCGACUCAGAAGGACCCGACGAGAGGGGUGAUGGAAUGA